Cajanus cajan (pigeon pea) is the source of this 1533-nucleotide messenger RNA. RefSeq names its product 26S proteasome regulatory subunit 6A homolog. Gene Ontology annotation, molecular function: ATP binding; ATP hydrolysis activity. The record is from RefSeq and is a predicted model, not a curated record. NCBI's taxonomy places the organism in Eukaryota, Viridiplantae, Streptophyta, Magnoliopsida, Fabales, Fabaceae.
UAUACAGCAGAGGAAUAAUGAAAAAAAAAUGGUGUGAGAUUGCCACUCCUACAAGUUUUGUGUGUGUGCGCAUAAAAAGUUGAAUCCCUCUGAUUCGGUAAUUGAAUCAAUGGCGAGCGCCAUGGUAGAGGAUACUGCGAGCUUUGAAGAUGAUCAGUUGGCGUCUAUGAGCACCGACGACGUCGUCAGAGCUUCUCGUCUCCUCGAAAACGAGAUUCGCAUUCUCAAGGAAGAGUUGCAGAGAACCAACCUGGAAUUGGAAUCGUACAAGGAUAAGAUAAAAGAGAAUCAGGAGAAGAUUAAACUUAAUAAGCAGUUGCCCUACCUCGUUGGCAACAUUGUUGAGAUAUUGGAAAUGAACCCAGAAGAUGAAGCUGAAGAAGAUGGGGCCAACAUUGAUCUUGACUCCCAAAGGAAAGGAAAAUGUGUUGUGCUAAAGACAUCUACUCGACAGACAAUUUUUCUUCCUGUUGUUGGGCUUGUUGAUCCUGACACGUUAAAACCUGGUGAUCUUGUUGGUGUUAACAAAGACAGUUACUUAAUCUUGGAUACACUGCCUUCUGAGUAUGAUUCACGAGUUAAGGCCAUGGAAGUUGAUGAAAAGCCAACGGAGGACUACAAUGACAUUGGUGGGUUAGAGAAGCAGAUCCAAGAAUUAGUUGAAGCCAUUGUUUUGCCAAUGACCCACAAGGAGAGGUUCCAGAAAUUAGGAGUUCGUCCACCAAAGGGAGUGCUCUUAUAUGGACCUCCAGGGACUGGAAAAACAUUAAUGGCCCGUGCUUGUGCAGCGCAAACAAAUGCCACUUUUCUGAAGUUGGCAGGUCCCCAGCUGGUCCAGAUGUUUAUAGGAGAUGGAGCAAAACUUGUCCGAGAUGCCUUUCAGCUGGCAAAAGAGAAGUCUCCAUGCAUUAUAUUUAUAGAUGAAAUUGAUGCAAUUGGAACAAAGCGAUUUGAUAGUGAAGUAAGUGGAGACAGGGAGGUACAGCGAACGAUGCUUGAAUUGCUCAACCAGCUUGAUGGUUUUAGUAGUGAUGACCGGAUUAAGGUGAUUGCAGCAACAAACCGUGCUGACAUUCUUGAUCCUGCCCUUAUGCGUUCUGGUCGAUUGGAUCGAAAAAUUGAGUUCCCACACCCAACUGAAGAAGCAAGAGCCCGAAUACUGCAGAUCCAUUCUCGGAAAAUGAAUGUUCACCCAGAUGUCAACUUUGAAGAACUAGCUCGGUCCACAGAUGAUUUCAACGGAGCACAACUUAAAGCUGUCUGUGUUGAGGCUGGCAUGUUGGCCCUUCGCCGUGAUGCAACUGAGGUGAACCAUGAGGACUUUAAUGAAGGCAUCAUCCAAGUCCAAGCAAAAAAGAAAUCAAGCUUGAAUUAUUAUGCAUAGGCACUCAUCUCAAUGAAAAAUGAGCAUUGAUGUUUGACUUUUGUUUGCUAUUAUGAUCUCACUUGAAUCAUAUAUAACGUAGAACUUGCUAUCAUCUUUUAAAACAGUAAUUUGGUCUCAAAUUCUUAGAAGUAGCUUUACAUGUUUUA